Messenger RNA from Oryzias latipes (Japanese medaka), 1276 nucleotides. It is a transcript of the gene mpv17, whose product is annotated as mitochondrial inner membrane protein MPV17. Lineage: Eukaryota; Metazoa; Chordata; Actinopteri; Beloniformes; Adrianichthyidae. The record is from RefSeq and is a predicted model, not a curated record. Gene Ontology annotation, biological process: regulation of mitochondrial DNA metabolic process. Gene Ontology annotation, molecular function: channel activity. Gene Ontology annotation, cellular component: mitochondrion; membrane; cytoplasm.
GCAAUUUAAAGAUACUUUAGUCCUGUUCAAUCCUGUAUCUCAAACAAUAAUAUUUAAAUUACUCGAUCGUCGCAUUGCACAGAUAGACCGCGUUUAAAAUAUUAGAUUUUGAUAAGAGUAGUUGGAAUUAACGUGACGCUGUGAACGCAUCUCCAGCUCCUUUCUAGUUGGAGCCGGACUUCAAAUCAGGGGGCGCGAUGGCCGGCCUGUGGAAAUCCUACCAGACUAUGAUGUCAAAGUAUCCCUGGACGGUGCAGAUCAUGACCGCAGGAUCUCUGGUGGGCGUCGGGGACGUCAUCUCGCAGCAGCUGAUCGAGAGGAGAGGAUUACGCCGCCACAGCGUGCGGCGGACGGCUCGGAUGAUGAGCAUCGGAUUCUUCUUUGUGGGCCCGGUGAUCGGCAGCUGGUAUAAAGUUCUGGACCGGAUUGUGGUUGGAGGAGGAAAAAGUGCCGCCAUGAAGAAAAUGCUGGUGGAUCAGCUGUGCUUCGCUCCGUGCUUCCUGGGAGCGUUCCUUUCCAUCUGCGGAGCUCUGAACGGCCUGUCGGUGGAGGAGAACGUCGCCAAACUGAAGGGGGAUUACACGGAUGCUCUCAUCUGCAAUUACUAUCUUUGGCCUCCGGUCCAAAUCGCCAACUUCUACUUCGUUCCUCUGAACCACAGGCUGGCCGUGGUGCAGCUGGUCGCCGUCGUCUGGAACUCCUACCUGACCUGGAAGGCCAACAAAAUGUGAAGAAGAUCCCGAGUUUGUCCUGCGGCUGCUGCUGGCGAGGAGUCACACUCAUUUGUUCUGUCGCUGCGUUUGUGAGAAAGCUCCGCCUCCAGCCGCCACUGAAUCACCCGUAAAGGUCAGCGGGGAGCCGGUCCAAUCCCAGUGACAAAUUCACACUGGAAAGUCAGAGCAGCAGAAAGCUCUGUGAAGAAGCAGCUCAAUAAUGAAGCACACCUCCUCCUCCUCCUCACCUCCUCCUGGACGUUCUCUGAACAUUUCAUCCCUCAGGAGAGACGUCUGGGAUUGAAUGAUUUUCAUAUUUACCCUCACUUCCUGAUCUGAGUUUGAUGUUGGAUUGUCUUCUGCUCUUCACCUACUUUGUCUAAAACCAUCAUGUUGUUCAUCUAUGGAAGUAAGAAAAUGUUCUGUCAUGUGGAUUUUGGAAGAAUUGUUUUCAAAUUUUUCUCAGCAGAAACACAAACUUUCAUAUUUUUGCUGCUAAAUCUUAAGAAAUGAUCACAAAAAGACUUGUUUUUUCAAAAUAAAAGCCUCCUUUUCUCCUUAAA